ACAUUUCUUAAAAGUUUUGAUUCUAGUAAAUGGCACCAAAAUAAACACUCCGCUAACCAUGCCGUAUUUUUGUUGAUGUGGUUGAAAAAGCAUCGACAAUUACAAAAUUUAGUUACGCUUUUGAUUUUGAGAGUUUAAAGUCAAAAUGAGUAAACUUAAAUCCAAGAAAUAUAAAACUAAAGUUCAGAAUCCAACUGGCAUCCCAUGUGAUAAAGAUAGUGAAUUAUAUCUUGAACAUUACUCGACUUCCGAUGCAGAAAGCAUUGCCGAGAAGGAAUGUCAGAGCAAAGGCAUAAAGAACAGAGAAAACAAAUCUGGUCAUCAAUAUCCAUGGUCAAAGCUGUUGAAGCUAUAAAAGACGAAAAAAUGCAGUGGAAAGAAGCAGCAGAAACUUUUAAUGUUCCUGAAAUUAUAUUAUUAAAAUUGUUUGAAGAAAAAUAUGGCAAUCCAAAAGUAAUAAUUCCGUCAGACAUUACAGAUCCAUCUAUUUUAAAAUCAAAAUAUGAAUACAAAAAUGAAGGUAAUGGCAAACAACUGGCAGUACAAGAAUGGUCAUUGCUGUAUAUGGCAGAAGCAAUAAAAGCUAUAAAAAAUGAGAAACUAAGCUGGAAAUAUGCAGCUAGAAUGUUUGGGGUUCCGAAAGCAACACUGGCCAAACUGUUGGGAGAAAUAUUUGGAAAUUCUGGUUCUGAAAAAGCCUCGAAGAUAAAAAUGGAUUGCCCAGCUUCUUUCGAACUAAAUGGAGAUAAAUUUGAAGUUGAAGAUAGCAAUGUACAACAUAUCUGCUCUUCAUCACUCAUAGACAGAGCUAUAAAAGCUGUGAAAGAAGAAAAAGUGGGAUGGAAGAAAGCUGCAAAAACAUUUAAGGUUCCAAAAGCAACAUUAAAAAGAAAGUUAUAUGAAAAUCAUGGCAUUUCUUGUGAAGAAUCAAAAGCGCUUCUCAGACCUAUCUUAAAUGGCGAUUUUCAAGUGAGUGAAAAACAAGCAUGGUCACCAGAAUCUUUAGAAAAAGCACUAAAGGCUGUAAAAGAAGAAAAAAUUGGAUGGAAAAAAGCAGCAAAAACUUUUGGGGUGCCGAAAGCGACACUAAGAAGAUUGUUGUAUGAGAAAGCAGAUAGCUGUUGUCCCGCAAUUAAUUCCCCAACAUUAGGCGAUUUUGACAAUAAAGACAAGCAUGAGCAAGGGCUGAUUAAAAAGGCAUGGUCACUAGAAUCAAUGAAAAAAGCCCUAGAAGCUGUAAUAACAAAAAAACUUGGAUUGAAAGAAGCAGCAGAAACAUUUCAGGUACCAAAAACAACACUAAGAUUAUUGUUAUACAUGAAAUACGGCAUUCCUAAUAAAGUAUCUCAAGCAAGUAUUUCUUGUCUUCCUAUAAUUACUCCUACUAUAGAAGGUAAUUUUGAUGUUGGAGACAACAAUUCACACCAACAAGUGAAACAAGCAUGGUCGCCAAGAUCUAUUAAAGAAAUGCUGGAAGCACUGAAAAUAAAAAGAAGUAGAAUUCAAAAAGCAGCAGAAGCUUUAGGGGUUCCAAAAUUCAUACUAAUGAGAUUGCUUUGCAAAAAAUGUGGUAUUCCUGAAAGAGCAUCUGAAGUGCAAUUAAAUGAUGAAAUCCUCAAAACAGUAGAAUUCAAUGUAAAGGAUCAGUGGGAACAGCAAGAAAUUACACAAUCAAAAUCCGUAGAAAAUGCUAUGAAAGCUGUUAAAGCUCUAAAAAUAAGAUGGAGAGAAGCUGCUAAAAUAUUUGGAGUUUCAAAAGCAGCAUUAAGGAUAUCAUGUGAUAAGAAUAGUAUUUCUGGAGGAGCAUCUCAAGUAAGAAUGUGUUGUUCAGAAGUUCUUACUUCAAAGCAGGAUGGAAAUUUUAAAAUAAGAGAGGGCAACAAGGAUCAACAGGAAAUAGAACAAUCUUCUUCACCUAUAUGUGUGGUACAAUCAUUAAAAGAAGAAUCAUUGAAUUGGUUGGGACUAAAUGAGCAAACAGAGAUAACUGAAGUUCACAAGAAAAAUUUAAAACGAUUGUUUCAAGAUGAUGAUAUUAUUGGUGAUAAAACUUCGCCAGCAAAAACGAAACGCCUAAGUCUUCUUAACUCAGAUGAGAAGUUUAGAAUGCAAGAUGGUUGUGAAGAACAAGAUGUAAGCCAAACAAUGGCAACAGGAUCUACGAUGAAAGUUAUAGAAACUGUUAAAAAGAAUUGAUAAAACCAAAAAACAUGUAUUCCUUCUUAGGGAAGAUUGAAAAUAAAUAGUUAAUUUAUCCCUAAA
Molecule: messenger RNA, 2262 nt
Organism: Parasteatoda tepidariorum (common house spider)
Lineage: Eukaryota; Metazoa; Arthropoda; Arachnida; Araneae; Theridiidae
Source: RefSeq, a predicted model, not a curated record